Enterobius vermicularis (human pinworm) is the source of this 561-nucleotide messenger RNA. The record is from the annotation of a GenBank genome assembly. NCBI's taxonomy places the organism in Eukaryota, Metazoa, Nematoda, Chromadorea, Rhabditida, Oxyuridae.
CUGCGCAGUUUCAGCAGGCUUGUUGGCACUUGUUUCACUAGACAAUCUCUCAUUUUCCAGUGUUCGUUUGUACUGCAAAGACGCUUCCAACAGUUCCUUACUCUUUGUAAGGAUUAUAGAAAACUGUUUGCAGUUGUUCAGAAAGCAGAAAACACAUUCUUUUACGUUGUCCUUGCCGCAUCUGUGGGAGCUCUAGGACUGCUUGGCUAUGUCCUCUUCGAACAGUUCUUCUCCUAUGAAAGCCCACAGAAAGUGUUUUCUACUGCCCUGUCUAUGAUACGUGCCGAUGAAAGAUGCCAAGAACUUUUCGGCUCUUCAAUAGCCGGAUACGGAGAAGAGUCAGCGCGAGGGCGUCGCAGGUUCCUAGCUCACCAAAAAUAUGAAAAGGACGGUCGGCAACGAAUCCGCGUGGUGUUCCACUUGAAAGGGUCAAAAGCCAGAGGAAUUGCGCAAGCAGAGAUGGAAAAGGAAGACUCUUGGCAAUGGCGUUUCCUUUUAGUCCAGACUCAAAGUCCAUCAUCUGAAACCCACGUUUUAAUAGAUAACAGGGAGCCUGCAUAA